Molecule: messenger RNA, 1825 nt
Organism: Anarrhichthys ocellatus (wolf-eel)
Lineage: Eukaryota; Metazoa; Chordata; Actinopteri; Perciformes; Anarhichadidae
Product: alcohol dehydrogenase 1-like
Exons: 8
Coding region: 1136-1825 (229 amino acids)
Biological process (GO): formaldehyde catabolic process
Cellular component (GO): cytosol
Molecular function (GO): S-(hydroxymethyl)glutathione dehydrogenase [NAD(P)+] activity; alcohol dehydrogenase (NAD+) activity; zinc ion binding
Source: RefSeq, a predicted model, not a curated record
UUCUUUUCUCUCAUACAUGUUCAACUUUUGAACUACUAAAUUACUGUAUAAUUAUACCAAUAUGUCCACAAAAUACAAACACAAAACUGAAUUAUGAAAAUAGGUUUCUUCUCCCCCAUAAGUCACAUUCAUAUAUGUUUCUCUGGUCCAACAUCUUGUUUUGCAAUAAAAACAUUAUCAAGGAACAAAGAGGAGGCAUGUAUUAAAAAGGCAUUAUUAAAGGUGCUAAAUCAUUAACAAACCCAAAAUGUUUGUCUCUAAGCGUGGAGGGGUGGCGUCUAAAUGGAACUACACGGGGUUCAGGAAAAGUUAUUUAUUCAACAAAGUGUCGCUCUCAAUAAAGACCCAGCUGAUUUCAUUAACAAUGUUUGAUUUGAUCAAAAAGUGUGUUAUAUGUGGUGACAACAAAUGGAUACAGAAACUCAACCAGGGGAAGCUUUUUGGAUGCAGUGGGUGCGUUAAAGCAUCCUUCUCAAAAUGAGGAUCUCACUUUUGUUACACUGCCACGACGACGCCGGAGCAGUGUUAUCAGCCGUAUGAGCGCAGUGCAGAGUGGUGAACACGAGCUAACCAUCGGGGGAAACAAACAGGGAAUCGCAUGCAUGCAGCCGGGCCAACUUACAAAGCAAAGAGAAGCUCAGAUUACAACCCACGCCACUAUAUAUUAUUUACACAGUGCAUAGUUGCUGCUAUAUCAAUGCAGUUUUAACUUUUGUCAAGAUUUGCCAUGAUAAUAAUAAUUUAAGGUACAGGGUGGGGCUAUAGGUGGACUUUUAUCUUAGACUUGAGAGUGGGCGCAGAGUUGUGAGAGUAAUGUGAUAAUCUUUCAAAAAUUCCUGGUUUCUUUAAGUUAAUUAAGAAAAUGUCAUCUUAAAAAGGAUACCUGCAGGAUUUGACUAUACAGCUUCCACAUACAGUAUGUGGCCUGGAUUUGAGUAUCAGGAGCUGAUAACACAGAAAGAACAGCAAUGACUUAGUCAGUCCCUGCCCAUCUGGAUGUUUGCACAACAGCUUCUUUUUUGCAGCAGCAGCAGCAGCAGUACUUAUCACAUCCAAGUUCUCUCCUCCCCACUCUUCGGUCCGGCAGCGCUUUCUCUCUUAACUCCUUCCUUAUUUUCUGCGUUCAGCUGCAAAAAUGGCCACAGCUGGUAAGGUGAUCAAGUGCAAGGCAGCAGUGGCAUGGGAGCCCAACAAGCCUUUGGUGAUUGAGGAGAUUGAGGUAGCCCCGCCCCAGGCCAAAGAGGUCCGCAUCAAGAUCGUGGCGACCGCAGUGUGCCACACGGACCUGUAUCAUCUCUUUGAAGGUAUGCAUAAAGAUGGCUUCCCUGCAGUCCUCGGCCAUGAGGGAGCCGGCAUCGUAGAGAGCGUCGGGCCUGGAGUCACUGAGUUUCAACCGGGAGACAAGGUCAUCCCCCUGUUCAUCUCCCAGUGUGGAGAAUGUCGCUUCUGUAAGAGUCCCAAAACCAACCAGUGUGUGCAUGCCUGGGAUGCUGAUGUGAUGUCAGCCCCAGACUCCAGGUUCACCUGUAAGGGAAAGAAGGUGCUGCAAUUUAUGGGAACCAGUACCUUCUCUGAGUACACUGUUAUGAACCAGAUGGCUGUGGCUAAGAUCGACCCUGCUGCCCCUCUGGACAAACUCAUCUCUGGACGCACAUGGACGGGCACUCUGUUUGGAGGCUUUAAGGGUAGGGAUGCUGUUCCUCAGUUGGUCAAAGCCUACCUGGACAAGAAGUUGAUGGUGGAUGAGUUCAUCACUCACAACAUGACUUUGAACCAGGUCAACGAUGCCAUUGAGCUGAUGAAGCAUGCAUCCGGACGGUCAUGA